AUGAGUAUCUCAGCCGUAAUAAUACUGCUAAGUACCCUGUGUCGUGUUGGCAAGGCUGACUGGCAGUUUCUGUGCCCCGACCUGUCCCCUCCAAAACUGAAUAUCACCGUCCCCGCCACCCCCGGGGCCGUCGAGUCGGGUUACAUCUUCAUCACGCCCAACCCAGGUUUUGAUGAUGAUAACGAGCACUACGGACCCCAACAGCCAGGCGCCUACAUCUUCCGCGAUGAUGGUGACCUCGUCUGGUCCGGUGUUGGGUAUUUCGCUGGCUGGUUCGCUAACUUUCGUCCGGGGGAAUGGACCAGAACCUAUAGCUAUGGCAAGCAGCAGCAGCAGCAGCAGGUAUUGUGGGCAUUCGAAGGCCAGCUCGACGCCCGCCACGGCCGGAUGUACGGGAAACACAUGAUCCUCAACGAGCGGUACGAGACGAUCAAGACUGUCGGGACGGCGUCGCACAGGCUUGCCUCUUGCCAUGAGUUUAACGUCUUGGACGGCGGAGAGUCUGUCUUGAUUGAGACACCGGUCGCGAUUCCGGCGGAUUUGUCACCCUGGGGAGGGGACGAGGGCCAGAAUUGGAUUGUGUCCAAGUUGGAUAUCGAGACGGGAGAAUUGCUGUUCGAAUGGUAUAGUUUUGACCAUGUGGAUCCGAAGUACAGCCUCUUCCCACUCAGUCCAGAAGGCCCCUUCAACGGCCGCGACUCAACCAACGCAUGGAAUUACUUCCACAUCAACAGCGUCGACAAAGACCCCGACGGAAACUAUCUGAUCUCCGCACGCAACUACGCCGCCAUUUUCAAGAUCAACGGCACGACAGGCGACAUCAUCUGGCAACUUGGCGGCGGCCAUGGCUCCAACUUCACGGUGCCGGCUGAUGUGCGCUUUGCGUUCCAGCACGAUGCUCGGCUGCUGUCUCGCUCGGAGGACGGCACCAUCGAGAGGAUUUCCUUCUUUGACAAUGCUGCCGGCGUUGGAUCGGAGCUCCGGAUCAGCCCGUUCUCCCGCGCCCGAAUCGUCGAGCUCAACCAUAGCGAUGGCACGGUUACAGAAGUCCGCACGUUCCCGGCUCCGGAUGGUCUGUCCGCUGGCUCCCAGGGCAACGCCCAGGUCCUGCCGAACGGCAACGUGUUUGUCAACUGGGGCCAGGCAGGAGCAGUGACGGAGUUUGACGGCGACGACGGGACCGUCCUUUUCCACGCGUACCUCGACUCUGAACCUGGCGGGAAGCUGGUGCAGAGCUACCGCGGCUUUCGCUUCAAUUGGACCGGACGGCCAAGUGAAGAGCCAGCCAAGCCAUUGUCGCGUUCAGGAAAAGAACCCAAGGAGGGAGGGUAG
Rasamsonia emersonii CBS 393.64 is the source of this 1332-nucleotide messenger RNA. RefSeq lists its product as uncharacterized. Lineage: Eukaryota; Fungi; Ascomycota; Eurotiomycetes; Eurotiales; Trichocomaceae. The record is from RefSeq and is a predicted model, not a curated record. The transcript has 4 exons. Bases 1 to 1332 code for a protein of 443 amino acids.